Nicrophorus vespilloides is the source of this 2227-nucleotide messenger RNA. RefSeq names its product actin-binding protein IPP-like. Lineage: Eukaryota; Metazoa; Arthropoda; Insecta; Coleoptera; Silphidae. The record is from RefSeq and is a predicted model, not a curated record. The transcript is spliced from 7 exons. Bases 269 to 2041 code for a protein of 590 amino acids. Gene Ontology annotation, molecular function: protein binding.
UCCAGCACUGAAACGUCAAAAUAGAAUAGCCAUCAAUCAAAACAACAGAACAUUUGUUUUAAAAAGAAACGAGCGUAAAGAAUUGCAAAUAAACAAUAGAGAUUUUUUGGAUCCAACCGGAAUCUCGCAAAUGAUGAAACCCGAAUGAACAGUGCAUAUUAAUAAAGGAUGGACCAAUUUUGAGGGGCUGGAAAAUAGGCGUAGCCUCGUGCAAGUACUGCUAACAAAAUAUUGUUUACAACCGAAAUAACAAACAAUCGAAUAAGAAAUGGAUUUCAUAAUACCGACGAUCAAGAAGCUGAAGAACAUCAACACUGACAACAACAAUUUCAUCAAGCCCAAUGAGGAGCGAACAUGUUCUUAUUCCAUGAAAAUCUUGAAGAAUUUAAAUAACUUGAGGAUUGAUGAGAGGUUCUGUGAUGUGGAGAUUCAAUCUCAAAAUAGAACUUUUAAGGUUCAUAAAGCUAUUUUGGCAUCAAGUUGCCCAUAUUUCCAUGCAAUGUUCACUGGUGGUCUCUGUGAGCAGAAUCAGCAUUUUGUAGAGCUUCCAACAAUUCCUGCAUACAUUUUAGAACUAGUCAUCAACUUUAUCUACACGGGUGAAGCCAACAUCAACCAGAAUAAUGUACAAGAUCUCUUUGUGGCUGCUGAUAUGCUGGAACUGCAUGAAGUUGUUCUAUCUUGCUCUGAAUUUCUUGAGAAGGAACUGCAUCCAAUUAAUGCCAUAGGCAUUUACAGAUUUGCGGAAGCGCAUAAUUGUAAACUGUUGACGAACAAAUCGGUGCAAUAUAUCGAGUCGCAUUUCGUUCAGGUGAGCGAGGAGAAAGAGAUUUACGAACUGCCCAAAGAGCUGCUAUUGAAAUUCCUCACAUCGGAGUACUUGUGCGUCGAUUCGGAAUUUCAGGUGUUCCAAGUGGCGAUCAGAUGGAUCAUGAGCGAUAUCGUAACGAGGCGACGCUACGUUUUCGAAAUACUUAAACACAUCCGUCUACCUUUACUCUCCUUAGGUUUGUUAGAACGCUCUAUACCGGCGUGCAACGAUAGUAGCUUAAGGGUGGCGCUGCGUUCCGUUCACGAUGAUCUGAAGAACCGCAAGGGUUGUCUGGUGCCUUUAUCGGUGAAACCGCGACUCUGCGCCAAAAAGGACAUCUACAUGAUCGGAGGUUCGAAACGAGAAAGGUAUCCCACCUUCCGACAACGAUCUGAAUUGAAUUACGCUGCCGUUGAGAAGUUCGACGUGUUCAAAAGGGCAUGGUCGAGGGCUCCUGAUAUGAGCGUGAACAGGAUCGUGCCAGGCGUGGCUACACUCGAUGGGCGGAUCUACGCUAUAGGCGGUGAACAGGAGACGAACAGUUUAUCCUGCGGCGAGUGUUUUGAUCCCGAAGAAAACGCCUGGACGAUGAUUGCUAAUAUGUCGGUGCCUCGGUGCGAUUUCGGCCUUUGCUCUAUCAAUGGUUUCUUGUAUGCACUCGGCGGGUGGAUGGAAAACGAUCUACUCAGCACCAUAGAGCGGUACGACCCGAAAUUGGACGAAUGGCGUUCGGCAGGAAAUCUGCCGCAUGCUCGAUUCAGCAUGGGCGUCGUCAGCUAUGAAGGCUUGAUUUACAUGGUGGGCGGAUGUUCGCAACACGUGCGCUAUUUGCAAGAUUUUCUCAGUUACAAUCCCAGUACCGGGGUGUGGCGUUCGCUUCCGCAAAUGACGGUUGCACGUUCGCAGAUGGGCGUGGCCGUGCUGAACGACCACCUCUACGUCGUGGGCGGAGACCACAAAGAUCAAGUUCUGAGUUCAGUGGAGAAGUAUUCGUUCAAAAAGAAUAAAUGGACGAGCAUACCCAAAAUGAACAUGGCUCGGAGUAGACCGGCUGUGGCUGCGGUGGAUGGUCUUUUAUACGUGAUGGGCGGGUACCAGAACCACGACCAUUUCUACCGAUCGCAGUACACGAUAGCAGCGAUGGAAUGCUACGAUCCGACCACGAACCAAUGGACGGAUUGUCCGGAUUUACCCGAUUCACGAGCCGAGGGCAGCGCCGUAAUCGUUUAGUGAAAAGCACGCAACCGAAGAAUAACAUAAGUACUAACCAAAGUAAAAGGGGGGGCCAAAUUUACUACCUUAAAGAAACCAACUGAAAACAAACAAAUAUGGCCUGCCAAUAAUACAAAAAACAACAAAAAAAUCAUAUUUAAACAUUAGACGUAAUUGAAUUGUGGUGAAAGAAAUGAGAGUGUA